GAUAGCCAGGGGUCCCCACAUCUGGAUGUAAAAUGCCACAUUGAAGGUGUAUAUAAAUCUAUAUUAAUUAUGCCACUUCCUACACUGCAGAACUUAAAAAAAUGUACUUGGAGUUUUGUAGUUUCCUCAAGUUUAGCUUGGGUGACAGUUCAUGGAUUUUGGAGCAAAAUCAUCUUCUGGCCCUCAUAAUUUCAAGAAAUGGUGAGAUUCGGGAAAUAUUUCUAGAAAUGCCCCCGUUUAUGUAUGUGUAAAAGAGAGGGGUCUUGUGGGAAGCCAUGUCAUUACAUGCUUCUCGGUCAAUGAAAGAGUGAACAGAGAGUGUGAUGAGGGAAGAUAGUAGUUGGAUGACUUGUGGGUUGACGGAGGAGAGAUAGAAAAAGGAGCAGUGUGACGAAAUCGAAAGCUUCACUGGAAGAGCAUUAUGUUGGAAGAAUCCUGACCAAACUGAUAUAAAAGAAGAAGAACAGUAUGGAUAAUAACCCAACUGUACAUCAGAAAAUGGUCACCACAUCAGAGGAACAGUCUCAACCAAAUCCAGAGGGCUGCUACAAGAACCGCAGGCUCCUAUUGGUUGUUUUGUCCUUUUCUCUCUUUGCAGCUGCGUUAGGUUUGGGGGUCUAUUCCCACCUGCAAAAGACUGCAGACCCCUGGAUGUCACAGCGGAAAUCAAGUACAAACCUAGCAACAAUGAACUACAGUAGAACUUAUGGUAGAGUUUUAACAGUUUUAACAUUUUUCUGCUGCCCCUGUGACUACUUCCUGUUUGCCUGUGGGACAGGUGGAUCUUCCACCAGUAAUCUAGGACACAGAGUCAAGCUGAUCUCCAAUGAAGAGAAUGAAGAACUGGACACAAAAAGGGAAGUGAGGAUGAGAAGAGAGACAGAUGUUCAAGGAAAAAGUGAUGCACAGCUAGUCAAAUUUCCAGACAGAAAGACUGCUUUAGUGAAAACUAUUAAGGAAAUAUUAGAGGCUCCUGAGGAGGGUGCUUCUAUAAGUGCAGCAGAACAGAAAGCAAAGAAAUACUUCAAGACCUGCACGGAUGCAGAAUCCCCAGAGAAAGUGGGUUCAAAACCCUUCCUCACACUCCUCCAGCAGUUAGGUGGUUGGCCAGUAUCCAACGGAUGGAGUCAGACAGAUUUUAACACCACCCUCGCCCUGCUAAUGAGCCAGUACUCCACAUUUCCUUUCUUCAGUGUGUAUGUAGUGUCAGAGCCCGGUGAAGAGCAAAUGGCUUCUGAUCAACACUACAUAAAGAUUGAUGAGCCUCAUUUUCAGUUCCCUAUUGAUUGGAACAGCAAGACACAAAAAUCCAAAGCAAGUUCUCAGUAUUUGCGUCCAUUCUACAUGUCGUGUUGUCAGUACUUGGAACUCUUGGGCGUUCCCUCCAAUGAAACCACUCAGCACUGCGGUCUUUAUGUAUCUCUAGCCACAACUUUGGCUCUGGCCAUGACACCUGUCCACUACCGCUUCAGUCAGGAGUUACUCUACAACAGAUAUACCAUCCAAGAGUUACAGACUCUGGCUCCAGCCAUUGAUUGGCUUGCUUGCCUACAAGCCAUAUUUCAGCCUCUUCCUAUCAGCCAAUCAGAUCUCGUUUUAGUCAAUCUCCCGUAUAUUAUCCACAUGUCCCAAACAAUCAGUAAAUGGCAAAUCCUGCAUGAGAUGAUGGGCACGGGUCCACUUCAUACAUACAUGAUCUUUAGUCUUUUGCACACACUCGUUCCUGCACUGGACUCGAGGUUCUUCCAAACAAUGAGAAACUUUUCCAUUGCAUCUGGAGACACACAAGAGGAGAUGCCACGCUGGUUGCGAUGCGUUCAGCAGACGGAGCGAGGGUUUGACACUCUGCUCAUUCAUGCAAUUAGACAAAGACAUGCACAGAAGGAGGCUGAAGAGUUGAUUCAUGAUGUUUAUUCAUCCCUCGAGAAAAAACUAACAGAUUUGAUCUGGAGGGAUGAUAGAUCAUCAGCCUUUAUUUUGAAGAAGAUAAAAUCUAUCAAUCCAAGACUCUCCGCUAAAACAAAUAACCUCAGUCAUGCAGAACUCAACCAUCUCUACGAAGAGGUGGUUUUAAAUGAGGAGGAUUUUUUUACCAACUACCUGCAGAUGCUGGUGCUGGAGCAGAAGAGCAGGAGCAGACUGCUCUCACAUGGUACACAGACUGAUGGAUUAUCUAUCACUCCAUCCAUCUCUGGAAAUGACGUCAUCAUCCCUGUUGGAAUGUUCGUGUCACCCUUCUUCCAUUCCUCAUAUCCCAGGGCAGUGAAUUAUGGCACACUGGGAUCUCUGAUUGCUAAAGAUCUUCUUCACCUUCUGCUCCCUGAUAUCCACACACAGGCCAACAAUCCAGAGUCAGAGAGCAUGUGCAUAAGGUCUCAUUAUCAGAGUGUGACCAAGGAUCCAGGACGGGUCGGCACAUUCUCUCUUUCCUCCUCUCAACAGCAGGAGGUUUGGGUGCAGUUCUCUGCUCUACAAGUGGCACUGGAUGCUUAUAAGAAGAGUUUCACAAGGCAUCCAGAAGAUUCAUCUCUGUCGGGCCUCUCUUACAUUCACCUGUUCCUCUCCUCCUUUACUAAGGUAACGUGUGAUGCUGAGUUCAUGCCCUUUGAACCUUCCUUCUUGGUGACAGUCCUGUGUUCAAACUCACGUUUCUGCCCUGAACCACUGAGCUGUGUGAAUAAAUCUCAGAAUCAUCCUAGUGAGAUGUGUCAGAGUCAAACACUGCACUGAAUCUGAGAGGAACUCUUUUCCGCUGAGACCUGUUGGAGCUAGUUUGGGACUAUUGAACCAUUAGAGCUGCUAACUGUUUAGUAAAAAAAAAAGGAGAAGGUCAAUCCAGAGAUCAUAAAUCUUUUUAUUUUCACUUGUUAAGGAAUGGGUUUAUAAAUGUAAUGUACAGGCCACAUACAUUUAAGCAAUAUUAUCACAUUUGAUAACUCAUCUACAUAACGAACAGUUAAAACCUGCUUGGUGGAUAUGAUCUCUCACAGCACUUUUUCUCACAGCAAAAUUUACCAUGUUUUUACUAUAGUGUUAAUUUUUGGAGGAAAUGUAGAC
Molecule: messenger RNA, 3057 nt
Organism: Carassius gibelio (silver crucian carp)
Lineage: Eukaryota; Metazoa; Chordata; Actinopteri; Cypriniformes; Cyprinidae
Gene: kel
Product: Kell metallo-endopeptidase (Kell blood group)
Biological process (GO): protein processing
Cellular component (GO): plasma membrane
Molecular function (GO): metalloendopeptidase activity
Source: RefSeq, a predicted model, not a curated record